GGACGCCGGCAGUGUACCGCGAGCCGCGAUGCGACCUCGUGCCUAGACGCCACGCCGCCUCCUGUGUCGUGCCAGCCGCCCACUGCCAACCCCGCAGCUCGCGAGGAAGCGAAUGACUGACUACGUAACAAAACUGAAGACAUUCCUCAGACUGUCAACUAACUGAUUAUUUUUUUUCCUGAGAUGUUGAACUGAUCCACAAUGAAGUCUCAAAAGAGCAGCCCUCUCCUCUCCUUCCUGGUCUUCUGCUUUUUUGGAGGACUUGGAAGCCUCUUUCCCUUCUUGCCACUGCAUAUGGAAGCAGUUGGACUGACAUUAUUUGAAUCAAGAGUUGUAUCGGUGGUGUCUGCUCUUGUGGCUCUCCUAGGCCCACUACUUGCCUGUCCACUCGCUGAUAGAUUGGGUGGACCUCGAGGGCAGACUAUACGAGUGCUCCUGGCUGCCACUGCAUUACUGGGGGCAAUUUUUUAUGCUCUUCUGAAUACUAUACCUACUGUAAGACAUCUGGAUGCCCGACCCCCUGUAGUGCAGUUUGUAUGUGACCCAGAUGGUGCCGCUGUCAUGUAUGAACAAUGUGGAGAUUCAUGCCCCCAGCUGGAUCCUGACCAGGCUAGCUCUCUCAUUUUACAUGAGUGCUAUUAUGACUGCUUUGAAGCCAAAGGUCUAUCUGGGGAGCCAGAAGGUACUUCUGCAGCUGUGCCUGCAACAGAUGACCAACCAGAUGAAUCACAAACCACAGUUGCCGAUGAGUCCCAGACAACCCCUUCUACUAUCACUGAUGCCAUGGAUUUGAGUGAAACUGAACCACCAGAAAUUGAUCUAGAGGUACCAGCAAAUCCCUCAGAUGAUGGCAGCAGAAGACGUCGACAAGCAAAAUCUGAGUCAAAAAAAGAACUGCCUCAUCUGUGCCUACAAGCAGAUGAUGGAACACAGAUGUGCCAUGUAUACACAGAGUUUGGUGGCGGAAUUGGUCUGAAUACCAGCCUUUUAUCUGCUGCUGAGACAGAGGGGCGCUGGUGUCAGUACCAGCUAGGUCAAAGUGUUUCCUGUCGAGUGAAUGAUGGCCCUAAUUGUCGAGUCCGCUGUGGAUUGCAGCAGCCAUACAACUUGUUUCCUGAGCCAGAGAAGCUGUGUGAACGUUCAAUAGGUGAUCCUGUCCUUACAUUCUGGCUGUACCUUGUGAUACGAUCUGUUGCAGACAUAUUUCCAACAGCUGGACUAGCACUUUUAGAUGCAGCUCUUGUAAUUGCUACAAGAGACAAAGGUGGCAUUGGUCGUGAAUUCACAUGGGGAGGAAUUGGUGCUGCAAUCUGUGCCCCAAUUGUUGGUGUGAUAACUUGGCUGCUCGAUCUCACAGCAUAUCCUGUGCCAUUUAUUGCUUUUGCUAUAAUGAUGGCUAUUUUUGCUGUCGUUGCAAUGGUAGGAAGAUCAUUACCCUUCUCCAGACCAGAAUGGUGGGCUCAUGUGCACCCUCUUGGAGGCCUCAAAAAACAUGGUGGAGAGCUGGCUGUCCUUUCUGUUAUCUUGCUGCUCAUGGGAGGUCUCUGGGGUGCUCUGGACUCCUACUUGCCAUGGCAUUUGAUGGAGUUAGAAGACCAUAACCAACUAAUUAUAGGACUGACAGUGACAGUUGGAGCACUCUGUGCAAUUCCAUUUUUGUGGAAUGCUGAGCAUGUAGUGGAAUACUGUGGUCAUACCAAUUUACUCAUCAUUGCUUUUAUUUUCUACAUCAUAAGAUUUACAGUGUUUUCAUAUCUCUCAAAUGCAUGGUGGUCUCUGCCUUGUGAAAUAAUGGAAGUUUUCACGUUGAGCCUCAUGUGGGUGACAGCGAUCCUGUAUACCCGUCACCUUGCUCCUCGGCAUCUCACUGCAACUGCUCAGGGAAUGGCAGUCAUCUUCCAUUUCUGUUUAGGUCGAUGCUUGGGGGCACUGGUUGCAGCAUUACUAAGUGCUCACGCUGACGCAGAAGUGUUGUCUCUGCUGACAGUGUAUCGUGUGGGUGCUGUGGUAGCUGCAGUAAUUGCUACUGUGUAUUUCUCAGUGUAUUACUGCUGUCUGAAGGCAUGCUGUCCAGCCAAGGGUACUACUGGGCCUCGCAGUUCAGGUGUCACGCAAGGAGGCCCAACGUCAAAUGGAACGUACACUCCUUUGCGCUUCUACCACAAUGGUAGUGGCCAAAAGGAAGAAACAAAGAGUCAAAAGCGUUACUAAACCUGAUCCAUGUUUUGUGUGCACAACAUGGAAGUCAGUGACUUUGUGCAAAUUUCUUCUUCUAGGAGAGCACCAUUCAGGAACAAAAGACUUGCCAUGAACAUUUUUCAGAAGUGAUCAAUGUGUUUUAGAUGGUUUUGUAAUUUUUAAUUACAUGUAAAGUAUCUUUCUUUUUGUUUAUUUAAAUGUGUAUCUUAUAUACAAAUGGAAUAAAAUAUUUUUAUUUUAAUAUUUUCACAAA
Schistocerca piceifrons (Central American locust) is the source of this 2452-nucleotide messenger RNA. RefSeq lists its product as uncharacterized. NCBI's taxonomy places the organism in Eukaryota, Metazoa, Arthropoda, Insecta, Orthoptera, Acrididae. The transcript is spliced from 11 exons. The record is from RefSeq and is a predicted model, not a curated record. Gene Ontology annotation, cellular component: membrane. The coding region runs from base 202 to 2211 and encodes 669 amino acids.